GGUGCAAGACUGGUGGUGCCCAUAGAUUUGAAGAAGAAGCCACGAGAACAGAACUUCCCCUUCACAAACGAUGGCACCCAGACAUACCCCCAGUUGCAGAGGUCAAAGUUGGAGAGGUUUUCAGGGUUAAGAAGGUGGAUUGCAGUGGUGGUGGCAUUACCAAGGAGUACACUGCUGAAGAUAUCAAACAUGCUGACAUCUCUACUGUGAGUUUAUUUACCUUAUCUUCUAGGUCACUGUCAGCAUAUACUGAACUACUAAGCACACUUGGUAAGCACAAAACAUAA
This is a messenger RNA of Ilex paraguariensis (yerba mate), 287 nucleotides long. The record is from the annotation of a GenBank genome assembly. NCBI's taxonomy places the organism in Eukaryota, Viridiplantae, Streptophyta, Magnoliopsida, Aquifoliales, Aquifoliaceae.